AUGUUGAAAGCUAGAGGAAUCUUGAUGGUAUUGGAUGAAUUAGUUCGGGCUGCCAGAAAGUGUAACCAUCAUAAGGGAGAUAAGUCGGAGGAGAUGUCACAACAUAAAGGAAUAACAACACUGGAGUAUACACUCAACCUUAAGAAGUGUAGUUUAUUGCCAUCUACCUCGGAUGGGUAUUUGGGAUUUAUUGUGGAUUCUGAAAAGCAAGCAUAUCUUUCGCCGGACGACAAGAAAGUGGCUGUUAGUUUGCUCCAAGAUCAGAUUUUGCGGUUUGAUUAUGUAAGUGUUAACACACUUCAAAUGUUCGCUGGCAAAUGUUUGGCCAUCCCAGCAGCUAGGCUUUACUCGCGAAAGAUUAGUUCAGCUAUAGCUCAAGGCCUUUAUAACAUGGCUGUGCUCUAUAUAACCUGGGAGAAUCAAGGUUGUAAGGACCCAGCAUUGAAUAUCAUCAUGAAAAGACAUCGUCCAGCGCAUAUUUCAAAUUAA
Messenger RNA from Liolophura sinensis, 489 nucleotides. RefSeq lists its product as uncharacterized. The record is from RefSeq and is a predicted model, not a curated record. NCBI's taxonomy places the organism in Eukaryota, Metazoa, Mollusca, Polyplacophora, Chitonida, Chitonidae.